AAUAUCAACUACAAUAAGGAUUCCUGCAACAGAACCAGCCAAUUACCGUCGGUAAUUGAGAAUUUAUCCCAUAAUAAUUGUAAUAUUGGUAGUAGUGGCAGUAGCAGUUAUUCUGCUAUUGAUAGCAAUACACUGAUCAACAACUACAAUAACAUCGUCAGCUUCAGUAGCAGUAAUAGUAAUACCAAUAAAAGCAUCAGUAGUAACAACAACAACAGCAGCAAUAUUGCAUUUUCAACAUUAACAAACUCACUAACAACUGCUGCCAAUAAUAUUAUACAACGACAACAACAGCAGCAGAAAAACCAGCAACAUUCACUAUCAUUGCAAUUACCAUUUGCUACAACUCCUUCAAAAACUGCAAGUGGUAGUGGCAGUUAUAGUGGUGGUAGUAGAGCUUCAUCGUUAUUAAACUCAUCAUCGUUUAAAGCGUAUCCUUCAAUAAAUUCCGCAUAUUGGCUGCCAUCACCGCAUCCUUCGCCAUAUGCCAUUCCAGAACGCAAACUGUUUGUUGGCAUGCUAAAUAAGAAACUGAACGAGAACGACGUACGUAAAUUAUUUGAAGUGCACGGUGCGAUCGAAGAGUGUACGGUGUUGCGUGAUCAAAACGGUCAAAGUAAAGGGUGUGCAUUUGUGACGUUUGCCACAAAACACGCAGCGAUAUCAGCGAUUAAAGUAACUUUAAAUCAAAAUAAAACUAUGGAAGGCUGCACUUCACCAUUAGUUGUGAAAUUCGCCGAUACCCAAAAGGAAAAGGAACAAAAGAAAAUUCAACAAAUCCAGGCGAAUCUGUGGAAUUUGGCGACGAAUAUUAAUAUACCUUUGGGUCAAACAGCGACAACGGUUUCGACGCCCAUGCUACCCAAUCCACCCCAACAGGCGAGUCCUGUUUUGGGCGCAGAUGCUAUAACGCCAGCAUCAUUGCAGUUGUUGCAACAAUUGCAGGCAGUCGGUUUACAACAGCAGCUAUUGCAAGGUUUGGGUGCACAAACAAAUACUGCAGAUACAGCAGCUGCCACAGCUGCUGCUGCAGCCGCUGGUCUUCUACCUCCUAUGACUGUACAAAACUUAGCUGCUCUGGCAGCCAUGACACAACCCUCAUUGACAAAUGCUGCCACUAAUCCGGGCAGUGCCCAGUUGACAAAUACAGCCGCCUUAUUGUGGUCUGAUCCAAACUCUUUAGCUUCAGCCUAUAUGUCAACAGCCGGUCUACCACAAUUUGGUAGCGGCCUAACUUCUUCACCUUUAGCCAGUGUUGCCUUAAGUACUGCAGCUGCUGCAGCAGCAGGAAAACAAAUCGAGGGUCCUGAAGGCUGUAAUCUCUUCAUAUAUCAUUUGCCGCAAGAAUUCACUGACACCGAUUUGGCAUCAACUUUCCUGCCAUUCGGAAAUGUAAUUUCCGCCAAAGUUUUCAUCGAUAAACAGACAAACUUGUCCAAAUGUUUUGGUUUUGUAUCGUUUGAUAACUCAGAAUCGGCGCAGGUAGCCAUUAAGGCAAUGAAUGGUUUUCAAGUGGGCACCAAGCGUCUAAAGGUGCAACUUAAGAAACCCAAAGAUGCCUCCAAGCCAUACUAACAUA
Molecule: messenger RNA, 1579 nt
Organism: Lucilia sericata (common green bottle fly)
Lineage: Eukaryota; Metazoa; Arthropoda; Insecta; Diptera; Calliphoridae
Product: CUGBP Elav-like family member 2
Biological process (GO): regulation of alternative mRNA splicing, via spliceosome; mRNA splice site recognition
Cellular component (GO): cytoplasm; ribonucleoprotein complex; nucleus
Molecular function (GO): mRNA 3'-UTR binding
Source: RefSeq, a predicted model, not a curated record